GCUAGCGACCUCGAUGAUCGCCACAUCCCAUCAAUGCAUUCAGAAUAAGUGAACCUCAGCUCGGGGAGAGCACGGAUUUCUCAUCGGCCACAUCAAAGCAGGAAACAAAUCAAUCCAGAGACCUGAAACAAUGGCAUUGUUGCUUUGUUUGUGAGUGUGCGGCGUUGUGGUCUGGCAAUCUAUAAAACGCACACAUGGGAACCUACCUUGAAGUCGAAUAGUAAUUGUAAUUCUAAGCCUGCGACUUUAGCAUCCUUCUUUGUUUUCCAUCAAAUACGACAAUCAUGGCUCAGCGAGGGACAUUCACCGUGGUGACACCCAAGCCUGCCACGUUCCUCACCAUUCCGCCAGAGCUGCACCUCCAGAUUAUCAAGCUUCUGGAUGUCACGUCGCUCGCGCGAUUGGGCCUCUCACUCCCCAAGGAAUAUGGCUUCCUUUGGAACGAGAUUCAGAAGAGAGCCAGAAUCGGUGCCCUCCCGCCUCAGAAAGUCUACGAUAAGCGCAUGUCGUAUGGGGACGACGGUGAGAUACGAAUCCAUCGCUUCGCUGGAGAUGCCGAGUGGAGAAGAUCCAUCCGCGAGCCUCUUGCGGAAGCUGUUCGCGCCGGUCAACUCGACGUUGUCAAAUUCUUCCUGGAGGCCGGGGUGAGUGCCAUUAUAAUUGACCUAGACGCAGUCCCAAUGCUCCAUCUCUCCAUCAGGGAGUGCCAGUAUCAUAUCACGGAGCUCCUGCUACAGUACGAUGCUGACCCAAAUGUUGUUUAUUCAACAGCCGGGGGACAGAUGGCAUUGGAUUAUGCGGUAGGUGGGGCCCGUGGUUCGCCGAAAUGGGUUCUCGAGAUGCUGCUGGCGGCCGGGGCCAGAUUCGUUCAUGACUCCACCUUCAUCAUCUGUUGCACUCAAAGCUGGGGGGCGGCUUUUUUCCGCCUGGCCGCCAAGAACGGAGCGGAGAUCCUGCCGAAGUCUCCUGACUGUGCUUUCAGACUACAGGCUGCGUACAAGCUUGCGCGUAUAGAAGUAAUCGAUUGUCUCUUGGAUCUGAGACCGAGGCUGGUGACUGCGUGUCACAAUGGAUCAUCUGCGCUUGACAUGGCCCUCAUGUCUGGACGGGAAGAUGUUGCGGUCUCCCUUGUUCGCAGAGGUACACCUCUAGACACCAGUGCAGAGCAGCAAUUGACCCUUGCUAUGCGCUAUGGACGGACGAAACUUGUCCGGGAGCUUUUGAAGCAUAUCCAGCUGGUGAAUAAAUGCCCGAGAUGUAAAGGUGCUGCCAUUGAAUUGUCGGAAGAACAUAGGCAGGAAGCAUCUAUCAUGACCAGCAGUAGACAGCGUUGGCUCAAAAUGAUAUCAUAGACUAAUCUAACUUGAAGACUUGCCCCGGGAAAGAGAUGAGCUCGUAGAGCGCGA
This is a messenger RNA of Aspergillus brunneoviolaceus CBS 621.78, 1406 nucleotides long. RefSeq names its product ankyrin repeat domain-containing protein. Bases 285 to 1352 code for a protein of 355 amino acids. Lineage: Eukaryota; Fungi; Ascomycota; Eurotiomycetes; Eurotiales; Aspergillaceae. The transcript has a single exon. The record is from RefSeq and is a predicted model, not a curated record. Gene Ontology annotation, molecular function: protein binding.